AUGUCAACGUUUCGCUCACCGAAAAAUUCUAGUUAUUGCGGCUUGAGCGAGGACGACAUCAGGCAAAUUUUAUUAGUUGUGGAUGAGGAUGAUAUCUACCUUAGUGAGGAGGACCCAUUUGAAGACAGCGGCAGCGAGUACUUACCUGAUAAUUUAGAAAGUGAAACUGUUAGUUCUGAAGUAUCUUCUGUUGACGAAAAUUACGAAGCCGAACAAGUUACACAAGAAGAGAAACCAGAAGAUGUGGAAGCUAUUUUGCGGCAAAUUAACCAUGAGAUUUUUUGGACCUCGAACGAAUUUGUAGUAUACGAAUUCGGCCAAAGUGACAGUGGUGUGAAGAAUGAUAAUUUGACUGCGGAUUCAAAAGAAAUAGAUUACUUUCUUAGCCUGUUCUCUGAAGAAAUAGUAAAUAUCGUUGUGUUGGAAACGAACAGGUAUGCCGCCCAACAAAAGGCUAAACAUUGGGAAGAUAUUUAUCUGCUGGAAAUGUAUGUUUUUCUUGCUAUAACUAUGUUAGUGCCUCGCGUCAAGAAACUUGAAAUGAAGGAGUACUGGUCUCAGGAUAAUUUUACUGCAUACGCUAUUUUCCGUCAAAAGAUGUUAAGAGACAGAUAUUCAUCGAAAAACCACUUCAUUUUUAUCAGGGAAGUGCAAGGCUGACAGAACGGCAUUUUCCGGAAAUGGGUCCAAGAAAAUAGGGAAAGAAAACUGCCACUAGGAGAUGCAGAGUCUGCUUCCAGACAAAAGCAGGAACAAAGAAAACAAAAGGAGAGCAGCUACAUAUGUAGAGCAUGCGACGUUGGCCUAUGUGUAGUGCCCUGAUUUCGGAUUUAUCAUCAAGUAGCCGACUUUUAAAAAUUAACUUGCUC
Messenger RNA from Acanthoscelides obtectus, 869 nucleotides. The record is from the annotation of a GenBank genome assembly. Lineage: Eukaryota; Metazoa; Arthropoda; Insecta; Coleoptera; Chrysomelidae.